Triticum dicoccoides is the source of this 2706-nucleotide messenger RNA. RefSeq names its product LRR receptor-like serine/threonine-protein kinase EFR. The record is from RefSeq and is a predicted model, not a curated record. Gene Ontology annotation, molecular function: protein binding; ATP binding; protein kinase activity. The transcript is spliced from 2 exons. Gene Ontology annotation, biological process: protein phosphorylation. Bases 19 to 1977 code for a protein of 652 amino acids. NCBI's taxonomy places the organism in Eukaryota, Viridiplantae, Streptophyta, Magnoliopsida, Poales, Poaceae.
CCUGCUGCCAUCGUUAACAUGUCCAUGCUCCGAAUCUUCGGUUUGGGGAACAACAAUCUUUUCGGCUCCCUCCCUGGCAACAAGAGCUUUAACCUCCCCAUGCUACAAAAACUAGGUCUUUCUUCGAAUCAUUUCACUGGCCCAAUCCAGCCGGCACUGGCCAGAUCCAACAAACUUGAGCUUCUUUCUAUCUCCAUUAAUAACUUCACUGGUCCGGUACCGGCGUGGUUGGCAACAAUGCCUCGGCUUUCUACUAUUCUACUGUCGGCAAAUAACCUCGUCGGUAAGAUCCCGGUUGAGUUAAGCAACCACACAGACCUUGUCAUGCUUGAUCUUAGUGUCAACCAGCUGGAAGGAGAAAUUCCACCUCAAAUAGGCUAUUUGAGAAACCUCAAUUACUUGAGCUUUUCGACAAACCUCCUAACAGGUAAAAUUCCUGAAUCCAUAGGCAAUAUAUCAAGCAUAAAAACUCUUGAUCUGACACUCAAUGCCUUCACUGGAUCAGUUCCAACCACGUUUGGGAAUGUUCGUAGUCUUACGGGCUUGUAUGUGAAUGGAAACAAGCUUAGCGGGAAGCUAAACUUUAUCCAUGCACUCUCCAACUGCAAGAACCUGAGUACCCUUGGCAUAUCGUCCAAUUCGUUUGCAGGAAGCAUACCUGACUAUUUGGGAAACCUUACUUCACAACUCCAGUACUUCAUAGCAAGUUCUAACAGCUUAACGGGGAGCAUUCCAGAUACAAUUGCAAAUCUUAGCAGCCUUACCACAAUUGAUCUCGACGGAAACCAACUGAGCGGGACCAUCCCUGUAUCCAUCACUACACUGAACAAUCUCCAAGAACUCAACCUUGCCAACAACACCUUGACCGGCGCCAUCCCAGAAGAAAUUUCCAGAUUAACACGCCUAGUACGAUUGUAUCUUGAUAAAAACCAGUUGUCUGGCUCGAUACCGAGCACUAUGGGUAAUCUAAGUGAGCUGCAGUACAUGACAUCUUCUCUUAACUCACUGUCUUCGACCAUACCCUUCAGUCUCUGGCGCCUCUCAAAGCUCAUCAGUCUUAAUCUGGCAUACAACAUGCUGACUGGUCCACUGCCGAGAGAUGUUAGCCAAGUAAAACAAAUUGCUCAAAUGGAUCUUUCAAGCAAUCUUAUGACCGGUGGCUUACCGGAUUCCUUGGGCAGGCUCCAGAUGCUCACCUAUCUGAACCUGUCAAACAAUUCAUUCGAGGAACAAAUCCCAAGCUCAUUUGGAGAGCUAGUCAGCAUAGAGACCAUGGACCUAUCAUACAAUUCCCUUCGGGGUACCAUACCAAAGUCACUGGCCAAUCUGACCUUCCUCACUAGCCUGAACCUCUCUUUCAAUAAACUAGAUGGUCCGAUACCGGAUAGAGGAAUUUUCUCAAACAUCACACUCCAGUCUUUGAGAGGAAACGAUGCUCUUUGGGGCCUCUCACGUCUAGGCAUUUCACCCUGCCAGAGCCAUCAUAAAUCACCGGAAUCGUUGAUAAAAAUUAUACUUCCUGUAGCCGGGGGAGUUGCAAUUUUGGCUACCUGCUUGUGCAUAUUAAUCAGAACAAAGAUCAAAAAGUGCAAAAGGACAUCAGUUCCCUCGGAGUCCAACAUAAUCAACUACCGGUUAAUAUCAUUCCACGAGCUUGUUCGUGCUACAGAAAACUUCAGUGAGGACAAUCUGCUUGGAUCUGGGAACUUUGGCAAAGUCUUCAAGGGACAACUGGAUGACGAAUCAAUUGUUGCAGUAAAGGUGCUCAGCAUGCAACAUGAAGGAGCCUCUGUGAGUUUUGAUGCAGAGUGUCGUGCUCUGCGCAUGGCCCGUCACCGGAACCUAGUGAAAAUACUUAGCACUUGCUCCAACUUUGAAUUCAAGGCCCUGGUGCUCCAGUACAUGCAAAUGGGAGUUUGGAUAGUUGGCUACACUCAAGCAACAGCCCUCAGGGUUUGGGGUUCCUCAAGAGGUUAGAAAUUAUGCUAGAUGUAGCGAUGGCGAUGGAGUACCUCCACCACCAGCACACCGAGGUUGUUCUUCAUUGUGAUCUGAAGCCUAGCAAUGUAUUGCUGGACGCAGACAUGACUGCGCACAUCGCUGACUUUGGCAUUGCCAAGUUGUUGUUGGGUGAUGAUAACUCCAUUGCGUUGACAAACAUGCCCGGAACAAUUGGCUACAUGGCACCAGAGUAUGGAUCAACUGGUAAAGCAUCACGCAUGAGCGAUGUGUUCAGCUAUGGGAUCAUGAUGCUGGAGGUCUUCACGGGGAAAAGACCCACUGGCCCGCUGUUCGGUGAGGAGCUCAGCUUGCGGCAAUGGGUUACUGAAGCAUUUCCAACCAGGCUUAUAGAUGUUGUCGACAACAAAGUUCUAUCACAAGGAAUCAAGAGUGAUUGCCAUGCUGGCGAUGAAAGCACGUCGAGAGAGCAGUCUAUCAUUCUCAACACAUGCCUUGCAUCUGUAAUAGAGUUGAGUUUACAGUGCUCAUCAACGAUGCCUGAUGAAAGAACCGCCAUGGACAAGGUGGUAGUGAAGCUGAACAAGGUAAAGGUAGAUUACUGCUUGCAGCUAGAGGGCGAAUGAAACCACCUUCUGCUAUCAUAUCUCCUAGAACAGAAGAUCAUAUACUUCUUGAGUUAACGGCAAUAAGGAUAAUAUACCAGAUAUGUAGUAGAAAUAGAACUGUAAUUAUGCGUGAGUUGCA